Phialemonium atrogriseum is the source of this 1315-nucleotide messenger RNA. Its product is annotated as alpha/beta hydrolase fold-domain-containing protein. Bases 185 to 1270 code for a protein of 361 amino acids. The record is from RefSeq and is a predicted model, not a curated record. Gene Ontology annotation, molecular function: lipase activity. The transcript is spliced from 5 exons. NCBI's taxonomy places the organism in Eukaryota, Fungi, Ascomycota, Sordariomycetes, Cephalothecales, Cephalothecaceae.
UUGCAGGGGAAGUAUAUAUCUUCUUCACUGCUCCUUCUAGCUUUGGACCUUCCCUGUUUAUUUACUCCAUACGCCCUGUCCUGUUAAACCUUGCCGGCUCCCCCGAAAGAUAACCAGCGUUACCUUGACCCCCUCCAAAAACACCCUCCCGGAUAUACAGAACACCAUCGUCACUCCCUCCACCAUGGCGGCAACCAAGAAGAGUGAGUUCGCCCUCAAGGCCCAACCCGAGUACAUGGCCCUCGACCCAGCCUUCAAGCCGCUCCCCAAGAACGGGCACCUCUCGGAGAUCGACCCGGAGUUCGCCACGAUGCUGCCCGCGGUCGAGGACGCCAUGGCCGGCCUGUGGGCCUUUAGCGAGUGGGCGCCCUUCCGGCAGGCGUGGCUCGCCCCGGGACCCCUGCCCGAGGGCUGCCCCGAGGAGGGCCGCGACGUCGUCACCGAGGUGCGCCGGGUGCCGGUCCGGGACGGCGCCGAGGUCGAGAUCAAGGUGUACAGGAGGAGCGGUGGUGGUGGUGGUGGUGGUGCCGCGCUGGUGCUGAAGACGCAUGGUGGCGGUUGGGCUAUCGGGUCGCACGUCACUGAGGAGGCGGAGAACUUGAUGCUGGCGGGGAAGUCGGGGGUGGUGGUCGUCAGCGUCGAUUACCGGCUAGCGCCGGAGUACCCGUUCCCGACACCUAUUAAUGACAGCUUUGACGUGUUGAAAUGGUGCAAAGCAAACGCAUCCUCACUCGGCGUUGAUCCGGAGAGGAUUAUCCUGGCUGGUGGGAGCGCGGGAGGCAAUAUGGCUGCGGUGCUCGCGCUCAAAGCCAGAGACGAGGGCGUGACGGGCGUCAUCGGGCAGAUCCUCAGCUUCCCCGUCAGCUGUCACCCAAAGUUCUUUGACAGCGUCAAGGACAAGUACGAGCUCGGCAGCUACCAGCAGAACUACAACGCCCCCGUGGUAGGCAUCUUGAAGAUGGAGUUCUUCUGGGACGUCUACGAGCCGAAGCCGAGCCCGGACCCCUACCACUCGCCCCUGCUGGCUAAGGACCUGAGCGGCCUGCCACCUGCCUUGGUCCAAGUCGCCGGCCUCGAUCCCCUGCGGGAUGAAGGGAUUGCCUACGCGGAGGCUCUCAAGGCGGCCGGCAACGACGUCACGCUGUACACCUACAAGGGGCUGCCGCACGUCUUCCCUAGUUUCCUGGUUACUCUGCCGCAGACGAAGGAGUUUUACGAGAGGCAAGCUGCCUUCGUUAAGGGGUUGCUGGAGAAGUCAGCAAAGGCUUAGGUUAUCGGGUGCCAGAGGUGGUCUCGGUAUGUACAUACGUUAUGG